AGUCGUGGGAUGGCGGGUUCUCGGGGUGGGGUGCUAAGCUGCCGGACGCGCGAAAGGUGACGCAGACGCCGCGAAGGGCAAAGUGGAUGAGUUCCGGCAGCUUUAUGAGAGGGCUCGGGAACGUACCCGGCUCGGCCUUUGGCCGUCGGACGGCUGGUAGUCCAGAGGAAUGUUAGAGCUGUUUUUUGAUAACUGCUGUUAAAUGUAGUCAAAGCAGUGGCUUGAUUCCUUCAGUAGCCCAGUGCUGAGCUCCCGCAGGUGCCAGACCCUGAACUUGGCACAGUGGGAGUCUCUGAAGGUAAAAACGACCCGAUCCCUAUCCUCUGAAGAGAACACAGUCUGUCGAGGGAGCUUCUGCUAUCUGAAGUAGCAUGGAUCUGCCUGUGGAGGAAUGGACAUCACACAUACUUCAGAAGUGGUCUUUGCUCCCCAAGUCCAUUCAGGUCACAAUUUCUACAGCAGAGACUUUGAGCGAUAUCUUUCUUCACUCAUCUUCGCUUCUUCAACCUGAGGAUGAGAUAUUUUUAAAAAGGCUUUCUGGAGAUUACCUUGUAGGAAAGGACCCUGACGCUCCCCUUUUCUACAGAGAAGAAGGAAACAAAAAAUUUCAGAAGAAGGAUUAUCUGGAAGCCACAGUGCUGUACUCUAAGGGAGUGUCACAUUCAAGGCCCCACACUGAGGACAUUUCACUGUGUUACGCCAAUCGCUCUGCAGCCCUCUUCCACCUGGGUCAGUAUGAAACAUGCCUUAAAGACAUCAACAGAGCACAGAUGCAUGGAUAUCCAGAAAGAUUGCAACCCAAGAUGCUGUUGCGUAAGGCAGAGUGUCUGGUGACCCUGGGGAGACUACCCGAGGCAAGCCAGGCCAUCAGUGAUCUUGAAAGUAACUUUGCUGCCAAACCGACCUUAGCAGCUUCCCAAUUGCAGAUUCUGCAGAGAACCCUCUGUCGUCUGAAAAUCAAGGUACAAGAAAAGGAGAAUCUCACAGAAGCCUUCCCAGCAGCUCUAACCAAAGCCUUUGAGGAUGUGGACCUAAGACAAGAGAAUAAACAGAUUUCCAGUGCAUCAUCAUCUGUCAGCUUAUGCACAGACCCUUUAAAAGGCCGCUAUCUGGUGGCCACAAAAGAUAUCCUCCCAGGAGAGCUUCUAGUGAAAGAGCAUGCUUUUGUAAGUGUCCUUAACCCAGGAGAAAUGCCACCACGACAUCGUGGCCUAGAGAGCAAGUGGGACACCAGAGUUACCACUGGGGACCUCUACUGUCACCGAUGUUUGAAGCACACCUUGGCCACAGUUCCCUGUGACGGAUGCAGCUAUGCCAAGUACUGCAGCCAGGAGUGCAUGCAGCAGGCCUGGGACCUCUACCAUAGUGUAGAGUGUUCUCAGGGGGCGCUGCUUCUAGCACUGGGUGUUUUUUGCCACAUUGCCCUGAGAUCAACUCUUUUAGCUAGAUUUGAGGAUGCUGGCAAAGUCAUGAAGCUUUGUGGUGAGAGUAGUAACAGGAACAUCUGUUUACCUGAAAGCAAGAACCUGGUACAAAUGCUCAGUUAUGACCUGGGAGGGGAGAGUGAGAAAAAGGGUAAAACAGUUGAGGCCCCAAUUCCUGGAUGUGAUAUUAAUGGGAAGUAUAAAAAUAAUUAUAAUGCUGUCUUCCAUCUUUUACCCCAUACUGAAAACCACAGUCCAGAGCACAAAUUUCUCUGCGCUCUAAGUGUUUCUGCGCUGUGCAGGCAGCUCGAAGCAGCCAGUUUACACGUCUUCACAGCAGCUCCGAAAACAUGUAGGCUGAAAGCAGUAGAGGCUCCUGCAUUGUGUCCAGAGUUGAGUGUUUGGGGAGUGGCCAUGCUGAGACACAUGCUACAGCUGCAGUGUAAUGCUCAGGCAAUAACCACCAUACAGCAGACAGGAUCUAAAGAGAAACUCAUUACCGACAGCAGGCAAGUACGCCUUGCCACAGGCCUCUUCCCUGUCAUCAGCCUCCUGAACCAUUCCUGCAGCCCCAACACCAGCGUGUCCUUCAUUAGCACCAGCGCCACCGUUCGGGCAUCACAGCAGAUCAGAAAAGGGCAGGAGAUUCUCCACUGCUAUGGGCCUCAUGAAAGCAGGAUGGGUGUUGCUGAGAGGCACCAGAAGCUGAAGUCUCAGUAUUUCUUUGACUGCAACUGCUCGCCUUGUGAACGUGAGAAGCAGAGCUCCCCACUUCCGCAGGGAGGUGAUGUUCUGAGCUGUGGCACCGCAUCUUGUACAGAAUCAGUCAGCAGGGAUCACCUGGUCUCUCGGCUGCAGAACCUUCAGCAGCAAGUGGGGAUGGCCCGGAAGCUUCUCAGAAAUGGUAAACUAGAGCAAGCCAUUCAGCUGUUGUUGAGAGGCCAGCACGAUGCUGAGAGCUUCCUGUCCGCAGAGCACAGCAUGGUGGGAGAAAUUGAGGACCACCUGGCCCGGGCCUAUGCUGCCUUAGGGGACUGGGAGAAGUCAGCUGCCCAUCUACAGAAGAGUCUCCGAGUAGUUGAGGCUUGCCACGGGCCAUCCAGUAUUGAGAUGGGCCACGAGCUCUUCAAACUGGCCCAGAUCUUUUUCAAUGGGUUUGCAAUCCCCGAAGCUCUGAACACAAUACAAAAGGCAGAGGAGGUUCUCUUAGUGCACUACGGCCCUUGGAAUGAUGAGGUCCAGGAGCUGCAAAAGAUGAAAUCCUGCUUAUUGGACUUGCCAUCCAUUCCUGUGGGGCCCAAUGAAUAAGGUCCCAAGGGGACUUUGACCCACAGGAAAGGCACCAGUGUGGGAUGAGUUAGAGGUUUUGUUGCUGCUGAGCUGUCGCCAGGAAAUACAGGACUGGCCUGACAGCCACAGGCCGAACGUAUAAGGGGAGCGGAGGACUUGGAAGGCAUUGCAGUUGGAAAGAUGCUCACCUGUUCUGAUGAAUGUUUCUUGAAAUAGUUAACUACCCUUCAGUAAAAACUCCCAGUUUCCAGAAAAGACUUAAAACUGGUAUCUGGAGAGCCUAAGCCCUUUAAAAGGAUUUUAGCUGCUCUGCAGGCAUCUGGAUGUUAGCCUGGGGUUUUGGCCAGACGCCACCCUACUAAAUGAUGAUAGUCUGUUUCCCUGGAACAUUCCUAUGGUUUCUACUAGUAAUGAAAUGUUUUGUACCACUCCAGUGGGAACCUAAACUCCUAGUAGUUGUAUUGUAAUUGAAAAAUAAUUACAAAGCAAGAAAUCAGCGAGGCUCCUUACCUCUGGGACACAGUUUCAUCUAUGGUAUCAAGCUUCCUCGAAUCCUUUGUUAAAACCGGUGGAGUAUAAAUUGUGAACAGAGAGAUAAAUAUGGGGCCGUUUUAUUGUUGGGCAAUUUCUUCCUCGGAUGGCAGCUUGUCAUUUGUCUUCUACCAGUUUUUCCAGUCAUUAUUAUCUGGCUUUCAUUCUAUACCCUUGGCCAAACACUAAUAAAAUCAAGCUUGUAACAAUGACGUUAUAACACAUC
Vicugna pacos (alpaca) is the source of this 3471-nucleotide messenger RNA. NCBI's taxonomy places the organism in Eukaryota, Metazoa, Chordata, Mammalia, Artiodactyla, Camelidae. The record is from RefSeq and is a predicted model, not a curated record.